This is a messenger RNA of Rangifer tarandus platyrhynchus (Svalbard reindeer), 1626 nucleotides long. Lineage: Eukaryota; Metazoa; Chordata; Mammalia; Artiodactyla; Cervidae. The record is from the annotation of a GenBank genome assembly.
AUGUCUUCUAAUUCGGAUACUGGGGAUUUACAAGAAUCUCUAAAGCACGGACUUACACCUAUUGGUGCAGGGCUUCCGGACGAACACGGACCCCCUGCACCCGCGCGCGGCCGCCUUGUCAUGCUGCCUAAAGUGGAGACGGAAGCCCUGGGACUGGCUCGGUCGCAUGGGGACCAGGGGCAGAUGCCGGAAAACAUGCAAGUGUCUCAGUUUAAAAUGGUGAAUUACUCCUAUGAUGAAGAUCUUGAAGAGCUCUGUCCCGUGUGUGGAGAUAAAGUGUCUGGGUACCAUUAUGGGCUCCUCACCUGUGAAAGCUGCAAGGGCUUUUUUAAGCGAACAGUCCAGAAUAAUAAAAGGUACACGUGUAUAGAAAACCAGAACUGCCAAAUUGACAAAACGCAGAGAAAGCGUUGUCCUUACUGUCGAUUUCAAAAAUGUCUAAGUGUUGGAAUGAAGCUAGAAGCGGUAAGGGCAGACCGAAUGCGCGGAGGAAGGAAUAAGUUCGGGCCUAUGUACAAGAGGGACAGGGCCCUGAAGCAGCAGAAAAAAGCCCUCAUCCGAGCCAACGGACUGAAGCUGGAAGCCAUGUCUCAGGUGAUCCAAGCCAUGCCCCCCGAGCUGAGCAUCUCCUCUGCGAUUCAGAACAUCCAUUCUGCCUCCAAAGGCCUACCUCUGAACCACGCUGCCUUGCCUCCUGCAGACUAUGACCGCAGCCCCUUCGUGACCUCCCCCAUCAGCAUGACCAUGCCCCCUCACGGCAGCCUGCCCGGGUACCAGACCUACGGCCACUUCCCGAGCCGCGCCAUCAAGUCUGAGUACCCCGACCCCUACACCAGCUCCCCCGAGUCCGUCAUGGGCUACUCCUACGUGGAUAGUUACCAGACCAGCUCCCCGGCCAGCAUCCCCCACCUCAUCCUGGAACUGCUCAAGUGUGAACCCGACGAGCCCCAGGUGCAGGCCAAGAUCAUGGCCUACCUGCAGCAGGAGCAGGCCAGCCGCAGCAAGCACGAGCGGCUCAGCACGUUCGGGCUCAUGUGCAAGAUGGCAGACCAGACGCUCUUCUCCAUCGUGGAGUGGGCCCGCAGCAGUGUCUUCUUCAGGGAGCUCAAGGUGGAUGACCAAAUGAAGCUGCUUCAGAACUGCUGGAGUGAGCUCUUAAUUCUCGACCACAUUUACCGACAAGUGGUUCACGGAAAGGAGGGCUGCAUCUUCCUGGUUACUGGGCAACAAGUGGACUAUUCUGUCGUAGCCUCGCAGGCGGGGGCCACACUCAACAACCUCAUGAGCCACGCACAGGACCUGGUGGCGAAGCUUCGUUCUCUGCAGUUCGAUCAGCGAGAGUUCGUGUGUCUCAAGUUCUUGGUGCUCUUCAGUUUAGAUGUCAAGAACCUGGAGAACUUCCAGCUGGUCGAAGGCGUCCAGGAACAAGUCAACGCUGCCUUGCUGGACUAUACGGUGUGCAACUACCCGCAGCAGACAGAGAAGUUCGGGCAGCUGCUGCUCCGACUUCCGGAGAUCCGGGCCAUCAGCAUGCAGGCCGAGGAGUACCUCUACUACAAGCACCUGAACGGGGACGUGCCCUACAACAACCUGCUGAUCGAGAUGCUGCAUGCAAAACGAGCCUAG